This is a messenger RNA of Rhizopus microsporus ATCC 52813, 1206 nucleotides long. RefSeq names its product glycoside hydrolase/deacetylase. The transcript is spliced from 2 exons. The record is from RefSeq and is a predicted model, not a curated record. Gene Ontology annotation, molecular function: chitin deacetylase activity. Gene Ontology annotation, biological process: carbohydrate metabolic process. NCBI's taxonomy places the organism in Eukaryota, Fungi, Mucoromycota, Mucoromycetes, Mucorales, Rhizopodaceae. The coding region runs from base 1 to 1206 and encodes 401 amino acids. Gene Ontology annotation, cellular component: membrane.
AUGUAUCAACAACUCUUUGUUCUUGCUUCCGUUGCCCUCGCUAUCGUCAACGCUCAUCCUGGAGCACACACUUCAGGAACAAAGACUACCACUACACCAUCCACCUUCAAAUUCACUGAAACUUUCCCUGAGCCCGGAAGUGUUCCCACUCCCAAGCCUGAAUGGCUCGAGUUGAUCAAGAGCGCCAAUGUCACCAAGGCUCCCGUAUACAAGGUUGGCAACGGUGAAGGACCUAAGCCUGAAGUCGAAGGUCAAGAUCCUUACUGUGACUGGACCUUCACUGGUUGUUUCGGCAAAGACGACCUCUACCAAUGUCCUAAGGGCCAAUGGGCUCUUACUUACGAUGACGGACCUUCCGAAUUCAGUCCCAAGCUUUACGAUUACUUGGACAAGAUCAAUGUCAAGGCAACCUUCUUCAUGGUCGGUGGACAAGUUGUCAAGUUCCCCGAAUAUGCUUUGCGCGCUUACAAGUCCGGACACGAAAUUGCCAUGCACACCUGGUCUCAUAGCUACAUGACCAGUCUUACCAACGAGCAAAUCGUUGCCGAACUCAAGUGGAACGAAUUGGCCAUCAAGGAAGUCACUGGCGUCGCUCCCAAGUACUUUAGACCUCCCUAUGGUGAUAUCGAUAACCGUGUCCGUGAUGUCGCUGCUGCUCUUGGUUUCAUCCCUGUCAUCUGGAACUACGACACAAAUGAUUGGGCUGCUGCCUCCAACCCUCACAGCUUCAAGGAAUCCUGGAUCGAUGGUAACGUCACCAAGUGGGCUCAAGAAGCUAAGAAUGCCAAGGUCGGUGGUAUCUCUCUUGAACACGAUCUCUACGAAAAGACAGUUAAUGCUGCUAUCCGUAUUACACCCACUCUUCAAAAGGCUUACAAGUUGGUUCCUGUCGGCAUCUGUAACAACGUCACCAUGUACAAGGACAAUGCUACCGUUCCUACCAACACUACCACUUCCACCACUACCGCUGAUGCUCCUGGUACUACUACCAUCCGCUUAGACUCUAACGCUCCUGCUGCCCCUGCUGCCAAUGCUGCUGCUCCCGCUGAUCCCGCUGCUCCCGCUGCCAAUGCUGCUAAUGCUGCUCCUGCCGGUAGCCAACCUAUUGCUGCCAACGUUGCCUCUACCUCAGGUGCUUCCUCCGUUUCUUCCAGCGCUGUUGGUUUGGGUGUCGCUGCUGCUGCUGCUGCCCUUGUCUUGCUCUAA